AUGCUCUCUGCCACCCUCAACCCCCAGGCUAACAAGAUGAUCCCCACCAUCCCCGAGUCCGGGGAUGGCAAGCCUGAAGAGGUCAUCUUGGAAUCUCGCGUCCUGAUUAUCAUGACAGGCGGCACAAUCUGUAUGCAGCCAUCGCCAUCAGGCUUCAUUCCAGCUCGUGGAUUCCAAGAAGAAUGCAUGGCGCGAGUCCCUACCUUCAACGAUGCCUCUACGCCUACACCUAUGGGCGUGGUCGUUAAUGCCGCUGGGGAUCAGACGGAACAUCCCAGUCUGCGCACACCCAUGACAGCUUACGGCCGCCGGGUGCGGUAUACUGUCUAUGAGUUCGAGGAACUGCUUGAUAGCAGCUCCAUCGAUGCAAAGGGUUGGGCACAGAUUGCCGAGACUGUGGAGCGCAAUUACACGCUCUUCGAUGGAUUCGUCAUCCUUCAUGGCACAGAUAGUCUGGCCUAUACAUGCUCUGCACUGAGUUUCAUGCUGCAGAAUCUGGGCAAACCGGUCGUUCUGACUGGUUCCCAGGCGCCGAUGUUGGAAUUGCAAAAUGACGCCACAGACAACUUGCUCGGUUCACUUGUGGUCGCAGGACAUUUCAUGAUUCCAGAAGUGUGUCUGUAUUUCAAUAAUCGACUCUUUAGAGGAAAUCGGUCCACCAAGGUUGCGGCGAGUGACUUCGCUGCGUUUGAUGCGCCGAACUGCCCUCCUCUUGCAGUGACUACUUCCAUGCGUACCAAUGUGAACUGGGAUAUGGUGCAUCGUCCCACAAGUUUGGAGCAUUUCAGCAUCCAGACCAAUCUGGAUACCACCCACGUCGCUUGUCUGCGUAUCUUCCCUGGUAUCAAGCCGGAAAUGGUGGAUGCGGUGUUGAAGCUAGAGGGUCUGCGCGGGUUGAUUCUCGAGACCUUUGGUGCAGGCAACGCCCCUUCCGGUCAGGACAAUGCCAUGAUUAACGUUCUGGCCAGCGCUAUUCAGCGCGGUAUUGUGAUUGUCAACAUCACCCAGUGCCUCACUGGCAGCGUGAGCCCAGUCUAUGCCACAGGCAUGAGUCUAUCCCGAGCCGGUGUGGUUGCCGGUCUCGACAUGACAACCGAAGGCGCCUUGACCAAGCUGGCCUACUUGCUCGCCCUACCCGAUGCCACCCCGGAAUCCAUCGCCAAGCGCAUGUCAGUCUCUAUCCGUGGCGAGCUCACCGAGUCGUCCCUGCCUAUCUUCCGCCACCCGGAUGGUGCCCUCCCCGAGCGCAUUCAGACACUCACUUCCAUGGGCUAUGCCAUUGCCCACGGCGACCUUGAGAAGGUCCAAGCCAUCACCAAGACCGAACACCACUGGCUCCUGAACGACGCCGACUACUCCGGCAACACCCCCAUGGUCAGUCCCCCCCCCCCUUCAUUCUUAUCUCCCGGUUUCUUGAAUUGCAUGGAUCUAACCCCCUCGCAGCACAUGGCCGCCACCUCCCCCUCGGCUCAGAUUCUUCAUUUCCUUCUUUCACAGGGUGGCUCCGUGCACCUCCGCAACCGUGCCGGUCGCACCCCGCUCUUCCUCGCUGCCAACGCGGGCCUUUCGGAGCACACGCUCCUCCUACGGAAGUCCGGUGCUCACCUGCACUCAGAUGAGCGCCCGGCUGCGGAGCUCCUCGCCCGGCACCGGCCCUUUGUCUGGGGUAUGGCGGGGGUGGGACCGAAAGAGAUAAGCCAGCGUGAGAUGGAUGAGGAAUGGGACUGGGAUACUCGGCAGAAUCGAAUGACGGCUGGCUCAGCGCCCUCGUGA
This is a messenger RNA of Penicillium salamii, 1773 nucleotides long. The record is from the annotation of a GenBank genome assembly. Lineage: Eukaryota; Fungi; Ascomycota; Eurotiomycetes; Eurotiales; Aspergillaceae.